Messenger RNA from Trypanosoma brucei brucei TREU927, 2442 nucleotides. RefSeq lists its product as hypothetical. Gene Ontology annotation, molecular function: protein binding. NCBI's taxonomy places the organism in Eukaryota, Euglenozoa, Kinetoplastea, Trypanosomatida, Trypanosomatidae. Bases 1 to 2442 code for a protein of 813 amino acids. The record is from RefSeq and is a predicted model, not a curated record. The transcript has a single exon.
AUGUAUAAGGAAACGGGAGCUACGCCUCGCGCUAUCCAGAUAAAUGGGGGAAUUGUGAACUGCAUGGCUCUAUCGUCACAACGAUUACUGUGGUGUAGUCAAAGCAACGGCAGUGGGCCGGCAGUCAUGUACGCAUGGGAAUGUGGAGAAGAGGAGCCCAACAUGCAUCCGCUAGUGGAAAUGGGAUUUGUGCCCAUCCUUCUUUCCGUAUUCCAAGAGAAAGUUGCGGUUAUUGGAGAAUCGUCAGCAGCUCUCUUCACGUGGAGCUCUGCGUUGUCUUUCGGACACGGAAACGAUGAUUACGGAGAUGAUGAUGACGAUGACGCGGAUGAAGUGCUUCUCUUAAAUGAAGAGUUCCUUUGUAAUGGUGUUCCACCUGGUGCCACCCAUGUUGUGUGGUCUACCGACGGCACUACCAUAGCUGUGUGUUCUCCUUGUGGAAUUACUUUGGUAGAUUGCCGAUUACGGUACAAUCUUGCGGAUGGUGUGGCACCUACCCUGUUGCUUCUGGACUGCAGUUGUUGGUACGGUGAAGCCGGUGCAGCAUUCGCUGCCUUUGGCGGCAGCAUUUUGUUUGCCAUUUCAAGGGGAAAUCAUCUAGUAAGUCUCCACUGUAAUGAAGAGUGGUGGAGUGUGGAACCUUAUCUCCAAAGGGAUGGUCAUAUUAUAACUCGAGCUCAACAGGUAACAUGUUUUGCGGUUGGAGGUAGUGAGGAAGGACAUCUUGUUGUUGGUUUAUCAGACGGCACAAUAAAGUUGGUUCAGCAGGAUAAUUUGCAGGUUUUUUUCGUCCUUGAUGUGACGAAGCAGAUAUAUCGGGAUGUCGAUAUACCAGAGCAUGUAUCCCUUUAUGGAGGGGUCCGUGUGAUGGAAGUGGUCGUUGGUCGGUCGAUAAUGGUAGUAAUGCGCACAGAUGCGGUUGUUUACUACAACAAAAAUUCGAUGGAAUUAUUAGACAGUAAUACGUUAUUUUUCGGUGAGAAAACUCCACAGAUUUCUGCGGCGUCAAGAGAUGGCUCAUGGUGUGCCUUAGUAUCGGGCACGCAAGAGUUGUUGUACUUGUCUGCCGUGGAUGGUAUUUUGGGAGAUGGAUGUGAUGAUUCUUUUGAUCCUUCCAGCGACAUCAUGCACGCACGAUUUCCAUUGCCCCCGCAUCUACUGGAACCCCUGCAAUUACCUCCCCAACAUAAUCAGCAGAAGGUCCCUUCCACCCGGAACACCGGAAAAUUGAGCGUUGCAAGAGAUAAAAAGAUGCCUACGGAUAAACCGGUGACGUUUGGACGCCCUAUCAAAAGUAGCGGUUACACCGCCAGUGUCCCGUGGAGUGUGCAACAGCGGCAGAAGAAGUUGCGUGAAAGGGCUACAAGGGCACCCAAGCAUCCGUCCACAGCCGUUGCCGUUCCACGAUACAAAUUUUUGCCACUGUCCAACCGACCUCUUCAGCCGAUGACAGCCGCUAAUAGAUUUCUUCUUUCUUCUCCCAUUCACCGUGCUGUCAUAACAUCGGCUAAAUUUACCGCCAGUGGCUCUGCACUGGUAACUGCAUCUGGUGACGCAUCGGCUUUUAUGCUGAAGAUGCCGGUGGCAAAGAAUGAGGGCGACGGAACGGCAUUACGGGUACAUACUGCACCCCUGAGCUCUAUAGAUGCUAAUAUGUCUCUUAACGCACCUGUUGUGGUCACAGGCUCAUGCGAUGGUGUAGUGGCCGUGUGGCGGCCUACAAAGCGCGCUUCGCCUUAUAUCGUACAGAAGGUGGGGAGGGACGUGCGAGCAGUUAAAUUUGUUUACACGGACAAGUUUAUAUGCUAUGCCACUGCAAACAGCGUAAAUUUCUGUCGUUAUUGUUUGGAUGAUGGUGGAGGGGAUUUGGAUAGGAAGCGGAAUGAAUCAAAGAUGAAGCCCGCACUCGAGUUUACAGUACCCUCGGCGCAGCACGUGGUCGGGGUCGACGCUAUCAAUCACUUCGCCUCCAAUGUUGUGGUGUGGGCAGCGUCAAACAAGUCAUUCGGCGUGUAUGACUUACAUGUUGGGCAAAACAUUAACGUGAUAGAGGAAGCACACACGCGACCCAUACACAGCGUGGCGUUGCUGACAGCUGGCCGUUACGCCUCUAUCGGAAGCAAUCACCUCCACAUGUGUCUUACAGCGGGAAUGGAUAGUACAGUGCGUUUGUGGGAUAUUAGGCAAAAGCGCUCUGUUCGUCAGCUCGCUCAGCACCGCAGCAAUGCGACAGCCGUCGGGGUUGCGUUUUCGCCAACCGGUGCCCUCGUAGCCGUUGGAAGCGAAACUCGUAAUGUCUUUAUUUAUGAUGUAGGUUCUGGUGCGGUUUUGGACAAACUGCCAGUCACCGAUACGGCGACAGCCAUCUGUUGGCACCCCAUAGAAAAUGUGCUCGCCAUUGGAACAUCAAAUGGUGGAGUCCAGUUGAUGGGGCAACGGUAA